This is a messenger RNA of Vespa crabro (European hornet), 3570 nucleotides long. RefSeq names its product probable inactive tRNA-specific adenosine deaminase-like protein 3. The transcript has 2 exons. NCBI's taxonomy places the organism in Eukaryota, Metazoa, Arthropoda, Insecta, Hymenoptera, Vespidae. The coding region runs from base 157 to 1368 and encodes 403 amino acids. The record is from RefSeq and is a predicted model, not a curated record. Gene Ontology annotation, biological process: tRNA wobble adenosine to inosine editing. Gene Ontology annotation, cellular component: cytoplasm; nucleus. Gene Ontology annotation, molecular function: tRNA-specific adenosine-34 deaminase activity.
GUUGUCGUUGUUGCCGUAGUCGUUGUCGCGAGAAAAAAGAAAUCCUUUGCUUCUUUUCGUAAAAGAAAUUCAAGGUCGCCGUAAAGGCCAUCAGAAGAAGCCAGUGAAGGAACGUGUAAUAUACAAAAUAGCAACAAGGGGAAAAAGAAAAGAAAUAUGUCGAAUGCCUCGGCGGCAAGGAGUAGCAAGGAGAGCAGGACGGAAUCGGUCGCGAGAAGAUGGACGCCUAAGCCCGUUCUAGAUCCGGAUAUAACGAAAGAUCUUCCCUUGAUUGACGCUUACGUGGGCAUACUGAAGGAAAAGAAGGACAUAUCUAAGGCGAUUAAAGCUAUAUCGAUCAUUUUGCCGGGUUUCGAUCAUUUGAAACGUUGCUCGUCCAAUAAGAUCCUUCUGGCACCCGUGAAAUCUUUCGAUAUAAACGACGACGUGCCGAUCCAGGACCGACUAAAGAUUUUUCUCAAGGAGAAAGCUUUCGAUCUUGCUCUUUUAGAGGACGAUUUGCGUGUCAUCAAAGUUCCAGAAAGGAGCGCCAAGUCGAAAGCGCAGGCGGCACGGGCUUCGAAGAUUUGGCCGUUAAAGUUUCAUCCCGAUCCUAUGCUCGAAACAAUCAUCGACGGAUCGAUUUUCAACGAGGAUCAACUACGAGGAAUCGAGGAGUGCAUGAGGAUCGUCAUAACAGCUGCAAAAUUAGAGGCUAUCGGGGAUUCCAGUUGCAACGGUAGCGCCGUCAUCGUCGAUCCCGACGACGGCGGUAGGAUCCUUGCGAUCGCUGCCGCCAAAAUGGACCGACACCCGAUGUGGCACGCGUCGAUGUUGGCCGUCGACCUAGUCGCUAAACUACACGGCGGGGGUGCUUGGAAUUUGUACGAGGAGGAGGAAUCUAUUGGCCCGUAUCGAGCCGACGACGGGAACUUUGAAAAAAGAAUGAAAACUAUUAAAAGAAAAUACGAGGAGGUGGCACCGCUUUGUUAUCCACGAACGUUGUCCAAUAUAGAAAUUCCUUCGGUGGGAUGCCUCCAAGUUAAAUGGAAAUUACAAGGUCGGCGGAAUAACGGUCCUAAAAAAGCUGACGCCAUAGCGGAGCCGAGUACAGGCGAGAAAUGUGGACCGUACUUGUGUACCGGCUAUUGGGUUUUCUUGCUGAAGGAACCGUGUCCAAUGUGCGCUAUGGCUCUCCUUCAUUCGAGAGCAGCGAAAAUAUUUUACGGCGUAUCGAACGAGAGGACCGGUGUCCUAGGAUCCAAUGGAAUUUUGCAUGCGGUCCCGGGACUUAAUCAUCGAUAUCGCGUUUGGAGUGGAGUAUUGGAAAGGACCUGCGAGGAGGCGUCGAACGAAAUUCAACGGAAGACCGUCGACUCCGUCGAUUGAGGCGGCAUUUUGUUAGUCUUCGAUUUCGAGUAUAGACUGGGUUGCGAUGUCGGGGAUAAGACGAAUACGAUCUUAUCGCCUAUUUUCACGAUUACGAUUAUUACGAUCAUACGAUUAGCGAGAGCAAAUGGAAGGGCUUAGAAAAAAGGCACGUGAUCAGUGUCUCGGAUUAAAAGCAAUAAUAUGGCCGACCUUGGUACAUCGGUAUACUUUCCAACGAUGUCUCCAAGUCCGCAGCAUCUGCUCCUAUUUCCUUAUUCGUACGAGCGUCAUUCGCAUACAUGCUACAUAUCGCGUUAACACUCGCGCGCUCCCCUCGCCUCGCCUCGCCUACACUCGCCUCGCCUCGCCUCGCCUCGCCUCGCCACGCCUCGCCUCGGCGUACAACGAUGCUUUUGUAUUUCCACGAUCGUGGAAAUUCUCCUUCUCCUUUGUCUUUUGCUUCGCUUCGUUCCGUCUUUGCCAUACUUUGUUAAUAAAGUCACGAAGAGACACAAGAUAAAUCAUUUUCUUACGCCUUUCCACACGUUAAUAAUUAUUUCCGCUUACUCGUUGAUAUAACGAUUACCAUAAUUGUUAAAGUUCCAUGACACCCGCGCGAGUUGAUAUAAUUCAUCUCGACGAUGCGAUGUAUUAAUGCGAUUACGUGAUUUGGCUAUAAACAAAAUUCACCGUAGAGACGGUGGGAAAGAGAAUGAAAACGGAGAAAUGUUAAAUCGCUUGACUUGUCCAUUUCUAGUUUUUCAAGUAUUUAAUAUUUAAGCAUAUUAAUCGUUGUUCCGUUGCGUCUCCCAUUCGAAUAUUAGCAAGAUUUUUAGGCGGAGAGAGGCAUAAUCUUUUCGACGCGCACGAUAGACCUAUUCCACGAACGCUUUAAUUCUCAUAUAAGCGAACGGCGUGGACGUAUGUACAUAGAAAUGAUGACCCAUCGGAUUGACUCCAAUCAGCGAAAACUCGAGAGACGCGAGACGCGAUGGGAGUCGCAUCAUUCACGAUUCACCGACGAUCCGAUCGAUGUGCACGAGUUUGUCUUGCGGCGAGAAAGAAGAACGGAAAAUUUUUCAAGAUCGAACUGGUGUUUUUCACCGAUCGAUCGACAUUUUAGCCUUAUACUAAAAUAAAUCAAAUUCUAUUCGAGAUGUCUUCGCCGAGCAAAAGUAUUCUAUGUGUUUGUAUGAUGAACGCUUCGAUUAAUACGUCGUAUACAUUUUUUUUUGUUCCAGAUAUCAUCAUCUUUUUCAAAGGAUUUACUUUAGAAAAAGAAAUGGAAAACGUACAAAGAAGUUAAGGAAGCGGAGAAGUGGGUCUCGCGAGCGAGUUAGAGCUCGAUAUCAGAGAUAAAGUUUCGAGAAAAUAAUUAAUCUGCGUAGCAAACAGACGACGCGUCUCUUUUACUUUUCUCUGUUCUUUCUCUCUCUCCCUUUCCCUCUGACUCUCUCUCUCUCUCUCUCUCUCUCUCUAUCUAUCUAUCUAUCUAUCUAUCUAUCUAUCUAUCUGUCUCUGUCUAUUUUUAUUCGAGUUACAGUUAUAUACGAAGCAGGUAUCAACAUAGAUACGAAUCUGCAUUGGAAAGAAGGAGAGAAGGAGAAAAAGAGUGAACCUUACGAGCUAAAAGACGGAGGAGACUUCCAUAAUAUAGAGCAGAGUCGCAUUUUGCUCAUCAACACUGAGUGAUUCCAAUUGACGAUCAUCUCGACCCUCGGGCUCUCGCCUUAUUGGUGAACUUUUUAAUACGUUGCGUUACCAUUGGAUCGUUUCUUUCGACCGAUCUACGGCCCACUCGGUCAGAAAGUCUCCUCGUAGACACAGUAUCAAAUCGUCCAUCGAACAAAGUGAUCGAUAUCUCUCUACCUCUGUUUCUUCUCACCCUUCCUCUCUCUCUCUCUCUCUCUCUAUCUAUCUAUCUAUCUUUUCAUCUAUAUCUAUCCAUCUAUCCGUCCCAAUCGAAUUUAUCUUUGAGCAUUUAGUAGAAACGUAAUUUAUACUAGUUGUAGCGAAAAUUAAAAGAAAAGCCAUUUGUUGCCUGUGUCCACUGUUAUCGGUUCUACUUAUAAAAUCGGCUGAAUGGCUAUCUAUUGGCUCUUACUGUUUGAAAGACUUUGAUCAGUUUUCAUAAUACGUUCGAAGAUAAAAAGGAAUAUUAUUCGAGAGGAAAGCAAAAGUGUUCGGACAAAGGAGAAAUAAAAAUACAUCAUUCAUUUU